AUGUCUUGGUACAAAUAACUAGGAAACUCAGUAAAAGAAUUAAGAUUCGUCUUCUGUUAGACAUGCGGCAGAUCUGAAGGCGUAAGAAAUCUCGUAUCUAAAAACUAUUGGCAAUGGAAGGAUGCAAAUCCUCAUUUCCCAUUUGUCGUCAGAGAGUGCGAAUCAAUUGACCCCUAUGUACUCAUCAGAUACAAAUAUGGUGUUGAAAAGAAAGCCUUGAUAGGAAAUCUUAAUGAAUCAGAAUUGGAAUAAGUGCUAGGACAAUUGGUUGCUCAAUCCAAUAAAGUGAAUUCAUCUAUCUGAUUUGCAAUGUCAUAAUCAAAUAAAAAUCAAAAUCCAAAAUUAAA
Messenger RNA from Paramecium tetraurelia, 347 nucleotides. RefSeq lists its product as uncharacterized. NCBI's taxonomy places the organism in Eukaryota, Ciliophora, Oligohymenophorea, Peniculida, Parameciidae. The record is from RefSeq and is a predicted model, not a curated record. The transcript has 3 exons.